GCUGAGCCGGUGGGAGCAGAGUGUGAGGCUCGGGGUUCAUGGUGUUUAUUGGGAUUAUUCCUGGUUCCAGAUCAGGAGGAACAAUCUGAGUUUAAGAGAGGACAUUUACUUAUCUGCGAAGGAGUCGGACUGUUUAAAUCAAGAAGAGAAGAAACUUUACAGGGAUCUAGUGGUAGAGAAUUACCAGACCCUCGGCUCUCUGGGUGUUUCCACCAGCAGAAUUUAUCCCAAAGAACAUGACAAAAACAGAAAUGCACAAAGCAAGAUUAUGAAGCAAUCUUUCAAGGAUCAAGUAUUCAAAUCUCCGAAUCCUAUAUGUCUACAUAUGAGCUAGUAAACAAAAAAAAUUCACAUAUUCUAAAUGUGAGAAAUAUUUUACCCAUCACUCAGCUCUUUUUAGGCUUCAAAGAUUUCACACAGCGGAGAUGCCAUUCUCAUGUUUUGUAUGCGGGAAAUGUUUUUUAACUAAAUCAGAUUUUAUUAUACAUCAAAGAACUCACACAAACAAGAAGCCGUUCUCCUGUUCUGAAUGUGGAAAAUGUUUUGGAACUAAAUCAGAACUUAUGGCACAUCAGAGAACUCACACAGGAGAAAAGCCGUUCUCCUGUUCUGAAUGUGGGAAAUGUUUUGGAACUAAAUCGGUCCUUGUUAGACAUAAGAGAACUCACACAGGAGAGAAGCCAUUCUCCUGUUCUGAAUGUGGCAAAUGUUUUGGAACUAAAUCAGGACUUAUGGUACAUCAAAGAACUCACACAGGAGAGAAGCCGUUCUCCUGUUCUGAAUGUGGAAAAUGUUUUGGAACUAAAUCAGACCUUAUUUCACAUUUGAGAACUCACACAGGAGAGAAGCCGUUCUCAUGUUCUGAAUGUGGGAAAUGUUUUAGCCAGCAUUCACAACGUGUUAAACAUCAGAGAACUCACACAGGAGAGAAGCCGUUCUCAUGUUCUGAAUGUGGGAAAUGUUUUGCCUUUAAAUCAAACCUUGCUAGACAUAAGAGAACUCACACAUUAGAGAAGCUGUUCUCCUGUUCUGAAUGUGGGAAAUGUUUUGGAACUAUAUCAGGACUUAUGGCACAUCAGAGAACUCACACAGGAGAGAAGCCGUUCUCCUGUUCUGAAUGUGUGAAAUGUUUUGGAACUAAAUCAGAACUUAUUUCACAUUUGAGAACUCACACAGGAGAGAAGCCGUUCUCCUGUUCUGAAUGUGGGAAAGGUUUUGGAAGUAAAUCAGAACUUUUUUCACAUUUGAAAACUCACACGGGAGAGAAGCCGUUCUCAUGUUCUGAAUGUGGGAAAUGUUUUAGCCAGCAUUCAUACCUUGUUGUACAUCAUAGAACUCACACAGGAGAGAAGCCGUUCUCCUGUUCUGAAUGUGGGAAAUGUUUUGCCUUUAAAUCAAACCUUGUUAGACAUAAGAUUACUCACACAGGAGAGAAGCCGUCCUGUUCUGAAUGUGCGAUAUGUAUUGUCAAUAAUCCAGAGCUUAUUAGAAAUCAGAGAACUUACACAAAAUAGGAA
Pelobates fuscus (common spadefoot toad) is the source of this 1517-nucleotide messenger RNA. RefSeq names its product gastrula zinc finger protein XlCGF17.1-like. Gene Ontology annotation, cellular component: nucleoplasm. Gene Ontology annotation, biological process: regulation of transcription by RNA polymerase II. Gene Ontology annotation, molecular function: DNA-binding transcription repressor activity, RNA polymerase II-specific; RNA polymerase II cis-regulatory region sequence-specific DNA binding. The record is from RefSeq and is a predicted model, not a curated record. The coding region runs from base 426 to 1514 and encodes 362 amino acids. The transcript has 3 exons. NCBI's taxonomy places the organism in Eukaryota, Metazoa, Chordata, Amphibia, Anura, Pelobatidae.